UCGUGAUGUCUGGCAGCACGUUGGUGGAGAAGCCAACGAUUUUUGAAAGGGACACACUCGAGUACGACAACGACAAAAAUUUCGUCGGUGCGGGAGAGUUUGGAGAGGUGUUCCGUGCCACACUGCGACAAACGGGCGAUGUGGUCGCCGUGAAAGUCCUCAACACACCUCAGCGCCUCAAACAGAUUGAGUUGGAUGCUCUCAUGAAAGAGGCGAGUAUUCUUCAGAGACUGCGGGGACACGUCAAUGUCGUGCAACUGAAGGGCAUCUGUGUCAACCCGCGCCAUUAUGCUCUCGUACUGGAAUAUGUUGAUAACGGAAAUCUAGAAGACUUGCUGCUGCAUGAACGAGAGAAGCAGCCGAUUGUGGAGCAGUGGAACUGUCGUUGUAGCAUGGGGUUGGAUGUGGCCAGGGGAAUGUUGUAUAUUCACAAUCAGAAGGAUCCGAUCACUCAUAGAGACUUGAAGAGCUCUAAUGUGCUCGUGACGCAAAAUUAUCGCUGCAAGAUUUCUGAUUUUGGGCUGGCCAAAAUGCGUGGCAUUUCAUCUCAGACUACCAGGAGAUCUCGCCGAGGUCGUCAAAAUCCAUCAGGAACAUUGUCAUUUAUUGCUCCGGAACGAUUCACUGGUGAAACAGAUCCUACCAAAGGACAGAAAAUUGAUGUUUAUGGAUUUGCGAUUGUGUUGUGGCAGUUGAAAGAAAUGGCAAGGCCAUAUGCAUCUGAGAAUUCUGCUUCUACUAUUCGUGAGAACGUAAUUGGUGGUGUACGGCCAAAGAUAAGUGAAGAUCACAGCUGUCCACCGGGGUUAGUACAGCUCAUCAAAGUUUGCUGGAGUACAAGACCUGAUGCCAGACCAGACUUCAUGGACAUUAAGAACCAACUUGUUGAAGUCGUACGUUCUUUUGAGUCUGACACUGCCACCGGUUCAGAGCCCAUGAAUGCAAAUAACGCAUUUCAUGCGUACUCAUCCAGAGGCGGUCCAGUUGCUACUCCUGUUGACACCAUCAACGCAGAAUCAUUACAAGGCUUUGGAUCUGGAAUCGGUUUUCCACUCCAGCAGGACCCUCGACUGCCACAGCCUUCAACUUUUUCAUUGUCAGGAGUUGUUGGCAUGAUGGAGUAUCAACAUCAAUCCAUUGAGACCGGUAGUAUGCCUCCCACGAUGUCUCACAUCAAUCAACCGGUUAAAUCACAGUAUUUGACUACCGGUUCAACACACGGUUUACAGCAAGCACACUUGACAUCGGGAUCAUUUGAUCAUCAAUCACGUAUAAUGCCAGCUGGACAGUUGGUGUCUGCACCAGAUCAGACGUCAACCCCUUCUAGUACUUUCAGAUUGCCUCACAGUCAAAUGAUGAGAGACGCAGUUGCAGAAGAAGUACCAUUACCUGGUGUAGCACCUCCGGUUGUCCCAGAUGUCUCAGAUCACUUUUGGUCAUUGAAAUAUAACUGGCAGCUACUGCUUGAUAACUUGGUCGUAGAUUAUGUCAUCGAUCAGAUGUUCAGUCAAAUCAGCAUGUUUUCAAUGGAUGACAUGGAGAAAAUAACGUCUCCUCGCACUCGAUUAGAGAAAGCGAAACAGCUUCUGUACUGGCUUAUGGGUCAUAGUGCAAACGAGUACCAUGUUUUUCUGGAUGCACUCAAGGAGUCACAACGUCAUCUCUACGCUAGAUUGAUUCUUCCCGUUCCAGAAGGGUACAAAAUGAGUCAGCCUGUUGGAUCGGACAGUCGCGUUGUCUACCAACCUCCUCAUGCAUCGCAGUUGCCUCACCAGGAAGCAGGAGCAGCUGGAUACAGACAGUCUGUACGACCACCGACUACGUCUGAAGCACAACUUGUACGGCCACCACCUGUGAUGCCCACAGUACAGCCACAAAUGCAGCAAAUGCCACCUACAAGACAGCCACAAAUGCACCAGCCUGUUGGUCUUCUCAAUGCACAGCAAAUGCCACCUACAGGACAGUCACAAAGGCAGCAGCCUGUUCGUCUCGCCAAUGCACAACAAAUGUCACCGUCGCAUCACAGUGGGCAGCAGCCAGCAGCUUUUACGGCCGGGGUGGGAAAUGAAGGAGGCAGUCAAGUGGUUCAAGGAGCUUCUGGUUUUAGAGGUUCGGCUCGACAAGCUGUUCCUGUGAUGCGACGUCAUUCAAUAGAGGAAUGUAUUCAGGCACUUGGCGAGAAUGAAGAACUAAACGAGUUCAACAGUCGUGACCUUUUCGUGAUGUUGUCUGCAAAUUUGGGUCAUGAGUGGAAGCCGUUUGCACGAUAUUUGGGUUUGAGAUCAGCUGCUAUUGAAAACAUUGAGGCAGACAAUCUAAGUCAAAGGGAACGAAGUUAUCAGGUUCUUAUCCAGUGGACAAGGCAAGGAACAGCUAGUAGGACAGCAUUGUAUAAUGCAAUUAUGUCUGCUGAUCCUAGUGGGGCACUCAUGGAACUGUUGAUUGUUGGUUAGUUGUAAGGUUGUACACUUUAUAUGUCUUUUUGAAAUCAUUUGUUUGUUUGUGCUUUUUGUUUAUAUCAGUUAGACUGCAUUUGCUAGCAAUGUGUCGUAUUUCUUAUGAAUUGGGAUGAUGGAGAUUUUAGUGGAUGUUGAAACAUUAUUUGUCUUUCGGAACUUUUGCAUGGAUAGUCUAGGGCUUACCAUUGAAGGUUGUGUAGAGAUGGGGCGAUUUCUUGUUUUAUUGUUUUGUCUAGUGGGCGUCGUUUGUAGAUUUUAUUGGUUUGGCUGUAGAGUCAGCUUUGCAGUACGUUGAUAUAUCACUGCUGAGUGUGUGUAACAAUGUGCUUUGCAACGA
Messenger RNA from Corticium candelabrum, 2796 nucleotides. RefSeq lists its product as uncharacterized. The record is from RefSeq and is a predicted model, not a curated record. Gene Ontology annotation, molecular function: ATP binding; protein kinase activity; protein binding. Gene Ontology annotation, biological process: protein phosphorylation; signal transduction; regulation of apoptotic process. The transcript is spliced from 8 exons. NCBI's taxonomy places the organism in Eukaryota, Metazoa, Porifera, Homoscleromorpha, Homosclerophorida, Plakinidae. The coding region runs from base 6 to 2453 and encodes 815 amino acids. Gene Ontology annotation, cellular component: cytoplasm.